AUGGCCUUCCCGCACCGCCCCAUGCGCAACGCCGGCACCCGUCCCUGCCGGGGCCUCGUGGUCAUGGAGGAAGAGGAUCCGCCUGCUAGGGCGAGCGACGACGCCGUCUACUAUGUCUGCAACCCAUCCACCGGCCUGAUGACAGCGCUCCCGGAGGGCCGGCCGUUGCCGCUGCAGCCCGUCGGGUAUGCGGCAAGGGAUCCCCGGUGGUACAACAACCUCGGGAUCGGCUACGACGAGGUGAGCGGCAGGUUCAAGGUGGUUCGUGUCUGCCGCUACAACGAGUAUCUCAAUGCGGAUUGCAACGUGUAUGUGGUCGACGAUGCGUUCUGUUGGCGACCGGCGGCGGGCGAUGCCGAGCUACCAGAGGAGGCUGGGUACAUAAGUUCGUACCAGGCGAGCGUGUCCGCGCAGGGUCACCUUUAUUGGAUGUCUGAGGCGGAGGGCAUGUUCAAGGAGAAGCAUGUCAUCUCCUUCUCCCUCUCCGAUGAGAAAUUCGAGGUGAUCUACGCGCCCCGCUACAGAGAUUACAGCCUCACAGAGCUUGAGGGGCGUGCAUGCCUCUUCUCCUCCAUCUCCGACGUGGACCAGAAGUGCUACGACAUAUGGCUGCUAUGCGACAACGAGGCGUGGGACCUGUUAGAGAUACAUCACGCAAUCGAACAUGAUGAAGAACGAAAACGAGCAAGGGACACGAGAUUUUAA
Molecule: messenger RNA, 705 nt
Organism: Aegilops tauschii subsp. strangulata
Lineage: Eukaryota; Viridiplantae; Streptophyta; Magnoliopsida; Poales; Poaceae
Source: RefSeq, a predicted model, not a curated record